GAGUGGAGGAUCUGUUUGUGCUUUGGAGGGAGAAGUAGUGAUUUGUGAGCGCCUUUUGGGUAAGUGAAGGUGUCUUUGUAGUUGAAGGAAUGGAGGAUUUGGAGUGUUUCCUGAUGGAGGGGCCAGACAUUUGGCCAGGUUGUCCUGAGUUAGAGAACUCUUUCAGCUCUUCUUUGGAUGCUUGGUGGAAUGGCCACAUCUCUGACUUAGACGGCAAUGAUUUAAAUCUCACCUCUCUCUUGGAGGAAGGUGACUCAGUCCACCACCAGCAUUCCUCGUCUAUCGGUUCUACACACCAAAAUGAAGAACAGCAGCAGCAGCAGCAACGAGAACAAGAAGCAGAACAACAACAGCAGCAGCAACAACAAGAACAAGAAGCAGAACAACAACAAGAAGUUAAUAGGUUCCUUGAAUCAGAUGGCUUUGAUUCGGAACUCUUCUCCCUCUUAGAAGACGGAUCAACCCUCCGACCAUCAUCGUCAGUUGGCUCUAUAAACCAGAUUGAACAACUACAACAACAGUCAAAUGAUGACGAGGGAGCGGAAGAGGAAGAAUCGGAUAGUGAAGAUAAGAAGGCCAAUGCACCCAACAGUAAGAACUUGGUAUCAGAGCGAAAUAGGAGAAAACGGUUAAACCAGCAACUCUUCAGCCUGAGAUCUCUCGUACCAAACAUCACAAAGAUGGACAAGAGAUCUAUUCUCGUCGAUGCUCUAGCUUACCUACAAAGCAUUCUGCAACAAAUUGAGAGGGAGAAGGAGAAUAACAACAUCACAGAGGACUCUUCCUGCGACGAUGACUCCCUUGUUGUGCAGGAAGAAAUCCCACCAAUGCAACCUCAAGAAUUAUUUCCGUGCGAUUCUCCUCCAGCUAUAUCACAGAUUGAAGUGGAGAUGUUUGAUGAAGAGAGGUUUGUGCUAAAGAUCGGCUGCAAUAGAGCAAUGGGUGCACUGAGUCAAGUGCAGCGGGUGAUAGAAUCUCUAGGCUUAGAGAUCACUUGCAAUUCUGUCAACCAGAUCGACCGUGAUCACAUGAUCACCACCGCUUUCCUUCGUGUAAAGAAGAAAGGUGUUGUCACGGAAGAAAAGCUCAAGAAUCGUGCGAAAACAAUGGCAUUGAAAUUGGGUCUUCUUCUCCCAAAUCCCUCAAUUCAUUAGAUAUAAACCAUGGCAAUGGAAUUGCUUCUCCUCCUCCUUCCUGUUGUGAGUAGAUUGUAGAUUGUAAACAAUGGCGAUCGAGCAAUUCUAGCCGUCCAAUCAGGCUUCCAUCAGAAGGGCGAUUGAAUGAAAGGCAGUUUUCAUCAAAUGAAUGAUUGAAAACAAAAGGGUCAUCAGCUAAAGCUCAACAAGAGAAAUAUGAUGGACUAGAUAAUCAUAGGGGCACUUGUUUCUGCGGACUGGAUUAGUGUCCACAUAUGCCAUGCGUAUCAUGGAUGAGCUUCCAUAGUUACAAAACUGCAGCGGUUGCACA
This is a messenger RNA of Magnolia sinica, 1467 nucleotides long. RefSeq lists its product as uncharacterized. Gene Ontology annotation, cellular component: nucleus. The transcript has 4 exons. Lineage: Eukaryota; Viridiplantae; Streptophyta; Magnoliopsida; Magnoliales; Magnoliaceae. The coding region runs from base 90 to 1154 and encodes 354 amino acids. The record is from RefSeq and is a predicted model, not a curated record. Gene Ontology annotation, biological process: regulation of DNA-templated transcription. Gene Ontology annotation, molecular function: DNA-binding transcription factor activity; protein dimerization activity; sequence-specific DNA binding.